Mytilus trossulus (common blue mussel) is the source of this 960-nucleotide messenger RNA. RefSeq lists its product as uncharacterized. The coding region runs from base 154 to 549 and encodes 131 amino acids. The transcript has 3 exons. The record is from RefSeq and is a predicted model, not a curated record. NCBI's taxonomy places the organism in Eukaryota, Metazoa, Mollusca, Bivalvia, Mytilida, Mytilidae.
AUAAGUCUUGAUGAAUAUUCCAUCAAACAGGAUAUGCAAAAAGGACAUUGGGACAGAGAAUAGUCACGAUGACAAUCAAUGCAAAUAUGGGACCAGUUAAGUGGACCAGUUUGAUGAUUUAAUUACAAAUGUAUUUAAUGAGUCUUGGUAAAGAUGGAUGAUAUUUUCAAGAAGAAAUCAAACGAUAUAUUUUCAAAAAAAGUCAUCGACGUAUUUGAGAACAAAUCAGACAACGAUAUACUAGCACAUAAAAGUGGCGGCAUAGAUGUAUUUGAGACGAGAGAAGAUAUCUUUGAAAACCCAGGCUAUCAGGCUAACAUCUUCCCCGGAGACAAAGAGACAGAAUAUCAUGAACCAACAGUAAAAGAUAAACCACUCCAGGUUUUAGAUGUACUAUGCCAUGGCAAAUUCCGAAAGAACAGAUGUCAUGCCAAGGUCAUACAGAGGACACUUGAACUUUAUAUGAAAGAAGAAGAUAAAAUCAUGAAAAAGAAACCGACUGCAGUUAAACCAAAGAAAGUGACAAUUAAGGAUGAUUUAGAGUGGUAGGGAUAAACUGUAAGCUUAGAACAGUUAUCCAUAAAUUAAAGACACCAUUCAAGUACAACUUUGCUGCAUCCGAUCCAAACAGUGCGAGGUGAAAAAAAAGAAAUGUUUUCGAGUCGAGAUAAUUAUCAGCCGUUUUGUCAAAAGUCGGAAAAGUGCUAUGUGGUUCCGAUUGCUCCGCUCAGUGAAUGCGAAAAUAAUUCGAAAGGAACCAGUGUGAUUUGUUUAUUCAUAAAAGGCGUUUUAUUCUAUUGGCUGUUUGUUUAAUCCAUGGUUCGUUUACUUAUUCAAAGGUGAAAAGCAAACGGAGUGCCACCCAUAAUUCUUGAUGCCACGCUUCUGUGUUUAUUAAACGUUACUGUUUCCCUUAGAAGGUUUAGAAGAUGAAAACUGUGAGGUAUCAUGAAAAAUAUA